Molecule: messenger RNA, 3238 nt
Organism: Malus domestica (apple)
Lineage: Eukaryota; Viridiplantae; Streptophyta; Magnoliopsida; Rosales; Rosaceae
Cellular component (GO): mitochondrial outer membrane
Molecular function (GO): ATP binding; ATP hydrolysis activity
Source: RefSeq, a predicted model, not a curated record
CACAUAAGUAAUUCACAGCAAAAACGUUGUAUUCGAACGUGUGUUGUGUAACAAAUACAUACGCACCCCAAGAAACACACAACAAAUCUCUCUCUCUCUCUCUCAAUCUCUAUCUCUCUCUCCAAGUUUCCUUGCUUGUCCAAAAAGAAAUCCCACCAACCCUUCAUGAAUCUCUUCCCCAUUCGUUGAAUAUCAAUCUCGUUUGCUCUGUAUCUAGCCGGAAAGUCCGGUGAAAAAGCGCCACCUUCGUUCUCUGCCGUGAAGGAGGAGGCGUUUGUUCAAAAGGGUUGGUGAAGGAUGGAACAGAAGCACAUUCUGCUGUCUGCUCUGAGUGUUGGGGUUGGGGUUGGGGUGGGGCUGGGGUUGACUUCCGGGCAGGCUGUGAGCAGUUGGGUAAAUGGUAAUUGCUCGGCGGAUGAGGUGACGGCGGAGCAGAUUGAGCAGGAGUUGAUGAGGCAGGUUGUGGAUGGCAGAGACAGCAAAGUUACAUUUGAGGAGUUUCCUUAUUACCUAAGAGAGAGAACUCGGAUGUUGUUAACAAGCGCUGCAUAUGUUCAUCUGAAGCACUCCGACUUGUCCAAGCACACCCGGAAUCUUUCCCCUGCAAGUAGAGCUAUUUUGCUCUCAGGACCUGCAGAACUUUAUCAUCAAAUGCUCGCCAAGGCUUUAGCGCAUCACUUUGAGUCGAAGUUGCUGUUGUUGGAUAUCACUGAUUUUUCGAUCAGGAUACAGAGUAAAUACGGAUGUGCCAAAAGAGAAACACAUCAUAAAAGGUCCAUCUCAGAGGUGACAUUGGAGCAAAUGUCCAAUUUGCUCGGCUCCUUCUCAAUGCUCCCUUCAAGCAGGGACACUAAAGGUGCAUUAUGUCGGCAAAGUAGUUCUUCUGAUCUCAAAUCAAGGGGCACUGAAGGGCCAACUCGAACGCUUCAAAGAAAUGGUUCUUCUGCAUCUGAUAUGAGUAGCAUCAGUUCCAAAUCUGCUUCGCCAAGUUCAGUUCCUCUCAAACGCGUGAACAACUGGUGUUUCGAUGAGAAACUUUUUCUGCACUCACUUUACAAGGUCUUAUCUUCAAUGUCAGAAACUCGUUCCAUCAUCUUAUGCCUCAGGGACGUCGAGAAGCUUUUUCUCCAAUCACGGCGGUUUUACAAUUUGUUCAACAAAAUGUUGAAGAGACUUUCAGGGUCAGUGUUGAUACUUGGUUCCCGGACAGUAGACGCUGAAGAUGAUUGCAAAGAAGUCGACGAGAAGCUUGCUGCUUUGUUCCCCUACAAUAUUGAGAUCAGUCCCCCGGAAGAUGAGACUCAUCUCGUCAGCUGGAAGGCUCAACUGGAAGAAGACAUGAAGAUGAUCCAAUUUCAUGACAACAAAAAUCACAUAGCCGAGGUGCUUGCGGCGAAUGAUCUUGAAUGUGAUGAUCUUGGUUCAAUCUGCCACGCAGACACAAUGGUAGUCAGCAACUACAUAGAAGAGAUUGUGAUUUCGGCAAUAUCUUAUCAUUUGAUGCAAAACAAGGAUCCAGAAUAUCGAAAUGGAAAGCUUGUUAUAUCAUCGACGAGUUUGUCCCAUGGAUUGAGUAUAUUCCAGGAGGGAAAAUCUGGCGGGAAAGAUUCUCUGAAACUGGAGACCAAUGCCGAUUCCAACAAGGAAACCGAAGGGGAAGAGGCCGUCGGUGCAAAGACUGAAUCGAAGUCUGAAACUGCAGCACCGGAAAACAAAGGUGAAGCCGAGAAAUCUGGUCCUGGGGUGAAGAAGGACAGCGAGAAUCCACCUCCUCCAAAAGUAGAAGUGGUACCUGACAAUGAAUUUGAGAAGCGCAUAAGGCCGGAGGUUAUCCCUGCAAAUGAGAUUGGAGUCACAUUUGCAGAUAUUGGUGCAUUGGAUGAGAUCAAAGAAUCACUUCAGGAGUUGGUCAUGCUCCCGCUUCGAAGACCAGACCUUUUCAAAGGUGGGCUUCUGAAGCCUUGCAGAGGCAUAUUGCUUUUCGGUCCUCCUGGCACUGGAAAAACAAUGCUGGCAAAGGCCAUAGCAAGUGAAGCAGGAGCAAGUUUCAUCAACGUCUCGAUGUCCACGAUCACCUCAAAAUGGUUUGGAGAAGAUGAGAAGAACGUUCGAGCUCUGUUCACACUUGCAGCAAAGGUCUCCCCGACUAUUAUCUUCGUGGAUGAGGUUGACAGCAUGCUGGGGCAGCGAACCAGAGUUGGGGAGCAUGAGGCCAUGAGGAAGAUUAAGAACGAGUUCAUGACACACUGGGAUGGACUUUUGACAAAGACCGGGGAGAGAAUUCUUGUUCUCGCCGCAACCAACAGGCCAUUUGACCUUGAUGAGGCAAUCAUCAGGCGAUUUGAGCGGAGAGUCAUGGUUGGCCUUCCCUCAGUCGAGAACAGGGAAAUGAUCUUGAGAACUCUUCUUUCGAAAGAAAAGGUCGAAAAUCUAGACUUUAAGGAGCUUGCAACCAUGACAGAAGGAUACAGUGGAAGCGAUCUUAAGAACUUGUGCGUGACAGCAGCUUAUCGACCAGUUAGGGAGCUUAUACAACAGGAGAGGCAAAAGGAUGUGGAAAAGAAGAAGAAAGAUGCAAAAGAAAAGGGCACAGAAGAAGCUUCAGAACCGAAAGAAGAAGAGAAAGAGGAGCACGUAAUUACCCUGAGGGCUUUAAACAUGGAAGAUAUGCGGCAGGCAAAGAAUCAGGUUGCUGCGAGUUUCGCUUCAGAGGGAUCAGUAAUGAGCGAGCUGAAACAGUGGAAUGAACUGUAUGGCGAGGGUGGGUCGAGGAAGAAGCAACAGCUAACUUAUUUCCUGUAAACUAUUAGUACACACGGGGAAGCCGGCAUCUUAGGCACUAGCAUCAGCUUCAUUCUUUGGGGAAGAAUGUGAAGGUCUCGAGGAAGAUGGAAACUCCACCUGAAAAGGCAACAAUGUUCGUCGGCUUGCAACAACGCGACGAUCAAUUAGAAGCAGCUACAGCUCGGAACCUCCGGCGAAGGAAAAAGCUUGCAGCACAAGGAACGUGUAUAUCAGUGUACAAAGUGUAAGAGAGGGUGGGUUAACGGUGUCCAAUAGCCACAGUUAUUUGGGAUUUUUGAGUCUAUGUUCUGUGAAAAAUGUGUGUGGUGUUUGGAGAUGCUUGUGGGAUUUUCAGAUUGGUGAGAGGAAACUUGAACUGAAUUCGAACAGCAUUUGUGCACAUUGUUCUUAAAUUGUGUAAUUAUUUGAUGGUGCAAUGCUCUUUAUGCAUGUA